AACAACAGCUGUGAUGCAUUAACACCCGCCUACAAUAAGGAGGAAAAACAUCAAGGCAUGGAGUCGUUGCAGUAGCUCAGUGGUGACAGAAACAUGAUGUGGAAGUUGGUGCUUCUUGUUCUUACAGCGCUUUUCUCCGUCGGGGUCGGGGUCGGGGUCGGGGUCGGGGUCGGGGGUCUCGAUGAAAUAGACAUUAAAAAAAAUGAUGAGGCUCUAGAUUUUCUGAAGUCUGCGGUGGAAGAACACAACCAGCAGAGUAACGAUAUGUACUACACCAUGCCGCAGGAGGUGAUAAAGGCCGAGAAACAGGUGGUUGAAGGUGUUAAGUACUUCUUCACUGUGACUAUGGCGAGGACCCAGUGCCUGAAAGUGGAUGCAAAUGACAAGGAGAAUGGAUUGUGUGUCGUCCAUACAGACCCAGAUGAAGCUAAGCCUUACCAAUGCUCAUUCACGGUGUGGGUCAGAUCCUGGACCUCGACCGGCAAAGAGUUUACGCAGACCUGCUAAGAAGAAAACCAACGCAGGAAAAUCAUUCAGUGCUCCCACAUUGUAGCACAAUCUCCUUCCAGAUUUCUAUUUCCUGUAGAUAAAGCACAAGACCUGUAUCACUUCAAA
Messenger RNA from Labrus bergylta (ballan wrasse), 615 nucleotides. The record is from RefSeq and is a predicted model, not a curated record. NCBI's taxonomy places the organism in Eukaryota, Metazoa, Chordata, Actinopteri, Labriformes, Labridae.